AUGCACGAUCAAAAGAACCAAAAUCCAUCCGAGGACAGAGGACGCUAUCAUGAGGAAGAGGCAGCAGAUCAGCCUCCAGCAUACAUAGCAGGACCCGCAAUACAACCAAGCCGAUCACCAGCACAAGCCCCUCAUCAAACAAGCCACAAACCAAUCGCAAUCCCAGCCAUCACCUCGUCCUCUGAUUCUCCUUUCAUCCGUGCAUAUGCACCCAUUCUAAGAAACCACCAACUUCCCAAGGAAUCGUUUCUCAGCUUCCUCGACCAACUGAACAAAGACAUAGCUGCCAGUCCGCCCCUCCAAGUCCUAGAUGCAACGGGCGGGAUCUUGAAGUCGGUCCCGAUAUUAUUCCCGUUGCACUGGAUUGGCGGUGUGGUCAGCGGACUCGCAAACAUGGGCAGCCAAGGCAUGUCCAAAAGCCGAACGGACUCCUCCAUCAAACAAGCGAAUAGGGACAUAUUCCGUCCGCGCGGCUUGGAGGUUGAAAUUGCGAAACUGGAUGCCCUGGCACAUGUUGCAAAGCUCCCUAUAUUGGAUUCUCAAGGCAAAAUCGAUCGACAGGCGCCUCUGUUUCUACAACUCCAGGAUGGGGUGUCCAUGGCGAACCCUGGGACCGAUGAAAGGCAGCAACAGGAACUUGAUUUGCAGCAGAGGAUAUCGACUUUGCAGCCCUGGAUUGCUGAGCUUGAAUUUGAUAUCUUACCUUGGUCUUCCAAGUCUAGAUUGACCCGGUUCAACGCCUCGUUGAAGAAGUAUAAUGAGCCGGAAUAUCAGGAGAAGAGAGGCAUGGGUAGGCGAGGCGAUGUUUACAUCCAAGAGACACCACAGGAAGAGGCUCCUUUUAGGAAGGCUUUGUGGCUUGUUAUUCGGGAGGUUGAGACGGAUGAAAGACGUUAA
Penicillium roqueforti is the source of this 897-nucleotide messenger RNA. RefSeq lists its product as uncharacterized. Lineage: Eukaryota; Fungi; Ascomycota; Eurotiomycetes; Eurotiales; Aspergillaceae. The record is from RefSeq and is a predicted model, not a curated record. Bases 1 to 897 code for a protein of 298 amino acids. The transcript has a single exon.